UUGGAUCAAGGAGUAGCGUAGAAUCCUCACUUCAAUACACCCUCUCUCUCUCCUCUCUCUCCCACUUUCUAUAUUUACAUUUCAACCCUUAAAAAUCUUUGCUUCCAUGCAUGGAUUUCUCCUCCAAAUCCAAAUACAUAUAACCAAUUCAAGAGACAAAAAAAGUAAUAAAAGAAACAAACAAACAAACGCUACGCUUUCUCAUAAUCGCUUUCAUCACCAACAAUCACCAAAGAUAUGGGUUUUGCAAGAUAGAUGAUUUGAUUCAACUCCUGAUGAUUUCCAGUCGAUAAUCUCAUCUGGGUCAUGCUCGUUUUCAUCUUUUGAUAACCCAAUUCAGUUUCAAUUUUGAUAUUUUUUUUGUUCUGGUUAGUUCUUGAAAUUGUGAGGAUCAACAAUGGAAGAAGAUCAAGAAGUGAUUAAGCACGUUUGCAGAAUCUGCUGCAAGAGUUUUCCUUGUGGUAGAUCAUUAGGUGGUCACAUGAGGUCACAUGAUCAUGAUGAUGAUGGUGAUGAGAGUUUUGUUGUUGUUUCUGCUUCAACAACAGUGAAGAAAGAAGAAGGUUGUUCUGAAGGGUAUUAUGGUCUUAGAGAGAAUCCAAAGAAAACUUGGAGAGUACUCAAUGAUUCAGCUAGUGAUGAUCAAGAGGAAGCUUUUGAUGUUGUUUUGGACAAAUUGUGCAAGGAAUGUGGUAGAGGGUUUCAGUCUUGGAAAGCUUUAUUCGGUCACAUGAAGUGUCAUUCGAGUAGUAAGAACAAUGGUUUCGAGUUGGAUGAACAAGAGUCUAACACUGAUGCUUCUGCUGCUGCUGUUCUUCCGAGUCGAAAGAGAAGAUCGAAAAGACGGUUGAAAACUAGGUAUGUAAAUGGUAAGAGCUCUUCUUCUGUUGUGAAUUUUGCUACGAAUUCGGUCUCUGAGGAGGAUGAACAUGAACAAGAAGAGGUUGCUAUGAGUUUGAUGAUGCUUAGUAGAGAUGUAAGAUCUUGGUCUGGUCUCAAUUCUAUUGCUGAAUCUUCUGAUAAUAAUGAUAACAACUCUAUGGAAUUAGAAGUAGAAGCUCCAUUAACUCAUUUAGUUUCUUCGAAUAAGUCCAAAGAGAAAAGCUUAGAAAUUUUGGAUGAUGAAUUGAAGAUGAAGAAAACAAGAGUUUCUGUUAAGGAUAAGAUGAAGAAUGAGGUUGAUUCUGAUUCAGCAUUUGAGGUUAAUGUAAGAUCAAAACCAGGUACUACUAGCACUAGUAAAGGCAAGUAUACUUCAAUGAAGGAAAAGUUUUAUGAUUGUGAAAACAAGGUUUCAUCGGAAGCUGAAAUCGGCGCGAAAAAGUCUCGUAAGAAGGGAAAAUUCGAGUGUGCUACUUGCAACCGAGUUUUUCAUUCGUAUCAAGCUCUUGGAGGUCAUAGAGCUGGUCACAAGAGAAGCAAAGGAUGUUUUGCUUUAAAGAUUGAUCAAAACAGUGAAAAUGAAAGCAAUGCUGAAGUAGAUAAGAAGAUCAAUGUUUCUGAUGAGGGAAGAGUCUUAGAAAAAGAAGACGUUGUCGAUGAAAUCAAAGAAGUUUCGGAAAUAAGGAACUUCCUUGAUCUUAAUCUUCCUGCUGAUGCAAGUAUUGUUGAUGAAAGAAAUGGUCAUUCUGAGAUUUACACACCAUGGUGGUUAGAUGGAAGUAACUUCAAGCAAGAGUCAAUGGUAGGUCUACUAUCAAACUAGCACUAGUUCGUAGUUCAGUUCGAUUCAACUUUUGAGUGAAGAUUCGAAACUGUAUAGAAAUAGAAUUUGUUUUUGCUGUUAUUUCAUUAAUUCUUUACAGGAAUCAUGUUCUGAUUUUUGAGCUUAUUUUUUGUUCUGCUCUUAUUCUUCAAGUAGCUUGCAUUACAAGAAACUUUUGAUACUGUUUUUUUUUUACUUUUUGAAUAUUGUAACUUUUUGGAGAGUGAUAUAUGAUGAUUACUUUGUUCA
Molecule: messenger RNA, 1954 nt
Organism: Vicia villosa (hairy vetch)
Lineage: Eukaryota; Viridiplantae; Streptophyta; Magnoliopsida; Fabales; Fabaceae
Product: zinc finger protein ZAT1-like
Exons: 2
Coding region: 398-1705 (435 amino acids)
Source: RefSeq, a predicted model, not a curated record